AUGGCUCCCCAAAUCCACAUCAAACAGCGGCAAGCUCGCUCCGAAUCAUGCCAACUUGAAAUUCUAGUAGUUGGCGCAGGCCUCGCAGGUCUUGGAACUGCCAUUAGCUGCGCCCUAUCUGGACACAAAGUACAUAUCCUUGAAGCGACGUCGGAAAUCAAAGAAGUUGGAGCUGGCAUUCAAGUUUUACCGAAUAGCUCGCGGGUUCUCCAACACUGGGGCUUGGGAGAAGCAUUGAAACCCCACAUGACGCUUCCACAAUUCUGCAACUUUAUUGGAUGGAAAGGAAAUUCAAUUUCGUCUUUGGACUUCCACGAGUCAGAAAAGGGUUAUCCUGGGACUUGGUAUGGCGAUUUUCAUCGUGCGGACCUACAACGAUGCCUAGUAAAUCGAGCUUUGGAAUUGGGUGUCAAGAUGACAUGCAGUGCGCGUAUCAUCAAUAUUCGCGUGAGUCCAGAUGAGACUACAGCGAAGGCAGUUGCUGCAGAUGGACGGGAAUGGGAAGGCGAUUUGGUACUCGGUGCAGAUGGCGUGUUUGGGAAAUUGACAGAGGAGCUUCUGGGGCGUAGUGAUCCACCUGUUAAGACGGGCGAUCUUGCCUAUCGCUUGCUUCUUUCGACAAAGGAGAUGAGGAAGGACCCAGAGCUUGCACCGUUCGUUAAUAACCCUCAGGUGAACUACUGGCUUGGUCCUGAUCAACAUGCUGGUAUGUAUUUACAUUUUUCCAUCUUUUGGGCUAUGCUGACUAUACAGUGA
Penicillium malachiteum is the source of this 756-nucleotide messenger RNA. Its product is annotated as FAD-dependent oxidoreductase. Lineage: Eukaryota; Fungi; Ascomycota; Eurotiomycetes; Eurotiales; Aspergillaceae. The record is from RefSeq and is a predicted model, not a curated record. Gene Ontology annotation, molecular function: monooxygenase activity; FAD binding. The transcript has a single exon. The coding region runs from base 1 to 756 and encodes 251 amino acids. Gene Ontology annotation, biological process: secondary metabolite biosynthetic process.